This is a messenger RNA of Bufo gargarizans (Asiatic toad), 1432 nucleotides long. RefSeq names its product proteasome activator subunit 3 (gene PSME3). Gene Ontology annotation, molecular function: endopeptidase activator activity. The transcript has 11 exons. The record is from RefSeq and is a predicted model, not a curated record. Gene Ontology annotation, biological process: regulation of G1/S transition of mitotic cell cycle; regulation of proteasomal protein catabolic process; positive regulation of endopeptidase activity. NCBI's taxonomy places the organism in Eukaryota, Metazoa, Chordata, Amphibia, Anura, Bufonidae. Gene Ontology annotation, cellular component: proteasome activator complex; cytoplasm; nucleoplasm. Bases 90 to 851 code for a protein of 253 amino acids.
CUGACGGCGCGCAAAUUGAGACGUCACUUCCGGAACCGUGGUGCACGAGCCGGCGCUGUAAGUGAGGGCAGAUCUCGUUCGGAAGCAUCAUGUCCUCCCUGCUGAAAGUGGAUCAUGAGCUGAAGAAGAAGGUUGAUUGUUUCCGAGAGAGGAUAACAAAUGAGGCUGAAGACCUGGUUGCAAUUUUUUUCCCAAAAAAGUUACUGGAACUGGAUGGAUUUCUUAAGGAACCUAUGCUAAAUGUUCAAGACCUUUCCAAAAUCCAUUGCGAAAUUAAUUUGCCAGUGCCAGAUCCCAUUCUUCUGUCCAACAGUCAUGAUGGAAUUGAUACGCCAACUCUUAAGAAGAGAAAACUGGAAGAUGGAGAAGACUGUUCAGGGACUAAAAUUUUUGUCAUGCCUAAUGGGAUGCUGAAGAGUAACGCCCCCCUUGUUGAGAUCAUUGAAAGAGUAAAACCUGAGAUAAGGCUACUCAUAGAGAAAUGUAACACGGUAAAAAUGUGGGUUCAACUCUUAAUUCCAAGGAUAGAAGAUGGAAACAAUUUUGGCGUGUCAAUUCAGGAAGAGACUGUGGCAGAGUUGCGGACAGUAGAGAGUGAAGCGGCUUCUUACCUAGAUCAGAUUUCCAGAUAUUACAUUACCCGGGCAAAACUUGUUUCUAAAAUAGCAAAGUAUCCUCAUGUGGAAGAUUAUCGACGUACGGUGACAGAAAUAGACGAAAAGGAAUAUAUUAGUUUACGACUAAUUAUAUCAGAACUGAGGAACCAAUAUGUGACAUUGCACGAUAUGAUCCUCAAAAACAUUGAGAAAAUCAAGAGGCCCAGGAACAGCAAUGCUGAAACCCUCUACUAACCAGCGCGUCCUCGUAAUCCCCUCUCAAAUUUUUAGUUCUAUAUUAUUUUUUUCUUCUUCCUUUGAACAUAAAAGGAGUAAAGACCAUCAUUGCCUUGUUUGAACUUCUGACAUCCGUACCACCAAGAAGGGAAAGAAACUGGCCUGGAAAUCAGUGUGCAGGUUUUUAAUUGUAUUAAACUCCCCCCUCCCCUAUUUUUUCUGGAAUUGACUGCUAAAUAAUUGUGUAGAAAGCCCUGCUCAAUGAUGAGGAGCCUUGAAGCCUUAUCACGUGUCGAGUGCUGUAGCCCGAAUUCUGGAGCUUUCUCCUCUGGUACUUUUCCGUGCAUCGUGACAGUCCUUGAAACGUUGUGGAGUGUCACGCCGCCGCUGCUGCUGCAGAACACCUUUGCUAAUUUCUACCUAAUAUACUGGAAUCCUCAAUAGAGAAAUGACCCAUUGUACUUGCCUCUUCCAAUUUGUAAGUGUAGUACUGACACCUCUGUACCAGGGGCAGUUUUUUUUUUUUUACUUUUUUUUUUUUUUGUGUGGAUGCUGGCAUGGACGCCCAUCUAAAAAGUGUAUCCAUAGGAUAACCAGAG